AUGGCACAUGGACACAAGCACUAUCAAUGGUACUACUGGGGAUCUGCACCGCAUGGAAGAGUUAUCUUGAAGGUACUGCAGUCAGUAGGACAGUCGCUACGCCUACCAGGAGAGUUUAUAGGAGACGUCCAUAAGGGAAACACUGAAAACGUCUCCGACUUUAUUAAAGAGUUGCGCCAACAUAUGCGUAACCUUAGACCAACGAGCGGAAGCCGACGAAGGUUUUCAUCUUCAAGGAUCCUCCACAUAGCAGACCAAGUGUUCCUGCGUAAUAAUCGUCCUAAAGCACCAUUACAACCAACAUAUGAAGGACCGCACAAGGUGAUUAAUCGGAACAGACAGACAUUCAUCUUGAACAUCCGGAGACAUCCUAUCACGGUGAACGUCAAUCGCCUAAAACCAGCACAUACUCUCUCAGAGAAUAUCCCAGAUGAGUAUUUGCAUACCGAUAUGGAAAAUGAUUAUAUUCUUGUACCAGGUAGACCAGCCACCCCGGAUACUACAGUCCAACCAGUCCCGUCCAUUGACAAUUCCAACAGGAACAAUGGGACAGUUCAGCCCGAUGCAGCAUCAAUCAGAAAAGUUCGAUUCAUAGAUAGAUACCAAGCCGGACUUGGUAGAGGGGUGAUGUAG
Messenger RNA from Aethina tumida (small hive beetle), 633 nucleotides. RefSeq lists its product as uncharacterized. The transcript has a single exon. The record is from RefSeq and is a predicted model, not a curated record. Bases 1 to 633 code for a protein of 210 amino acids. Lineage: Eukaryota; Metazoa; Arthropoda; Insecta; Coleoptera; Nitidulidae.